Messenger RNA from Colias croceus (clouded yellow), 1501 nucleotides. RefSeq names its product F-box/SPRY domain-containing protein 1 (gene Fsn). Gene Ontology annotation, molecular function: protein binding. Gene Ontology annotation, biological process: synapse assembly involved in innervation; proteasome-mediated ubiquitin-dependent protein catabolic process. Lineage: Eukaryota; Metazoa; Arthropoda; Insecta; Lepidoptera; Pieridae. The coding region runs from base 313 to 1146 and encodes 277 amino acids. The record is from RefSeq and is a predicted model, not a curated record. The transcript has 4 exons. Gene Ontology annotation, cellular component: synapse; SCF ubiquitin ligase complex.
UAGAAAAUUGAAUUUUAAGUACAAAUUCAAAAUUAAUGUUUAUAUUGUUUAACCAAUAAACAAAAAGAAAUAUAAUUUAUCACCUUAGUAAAUUAAUAUAAGCAAUGCAUAAUUAAUCGUAAUAAUAAGAGUUUUAACGCAUGUAAAGUCACUAUUUAAAAUAUUAAAAAUAAUGUUACGUGUCUGCGCAAACUGAAUUUCUGUAUUAUUAAUCUGGUUGCAUGAGUGUGUCUAUAAAAAUAAUGCAUUAUUAACAGGACCGCUGGCGUUAGCCGAUUUGUUUGUUUACAACAUAAUCUGAAUAAAGAUACUAUGUAUAUCAAAAGAGCUGUCCGUAAUUGUAACAUCAAUGUGAUCAAUGGAUACCAAUCCCACAAUCAUUAUCUUAUUGCAGUGCUCGUUAAAGAUCAUCUUUUAGAACAUAUUUUUUCGUAUCUGAAUUUAAGAGAUUUAAAAAAUUGUAUGUUGGUAUGUAAAACAUGGUUUAGAAUACUUAAUGACGAAAACAAUGAUGUGUGGAGAUACCAUUGCAUGAGAAGACUAGCAGAAGAAGUUCUAAGAUCUGAUUUACUUUCAAGCCUUCCAACCUACAAAACUAAAUUAAGAGCAUAUCUCCAUGCAUGGAACCCAUAUGAUUGUUCAAGAAACAUAUACAUCAAACCGAAUGGAUUUACUUUACAUCGAAAUCCUGUUGCACAAAGUACAGAUGCUUGUAGAGGCAAAGUGGGAUUUAGUAGAGGCAGACAUGCAUGGGAAGUUGUAUGGGAAGGACCCUUAGGAACAGUUGCUGUAAUAGGGGUUUCUACAAGAGAGGCACCAUUGCAGUGCCAGGGGUAUGUGGGUUUACUGGGCUAUGAUGAGCACAGUUGGGGAUGGAAUUUGGUUGAUAACAUUUUACUGCAUAAUGGAGAAACUCAUGGAGAAUAUCCCCUAUUAAACAAUAGCCCCAAAUAUCAAGUUGGAGAGCGUGUGAGAGUUAUAUUGGAUUGUGACUCUGGAACUCUGUGUUUUGAAAAAAAAUAUGAAUUUUUGGGUGUUGCUUUCAGAAAUCUGCCAUUCAAAACGAAGUUGUAUCCAACAGUGUCUGCAGUGUAUGGUAAUACAGAAGUGUCAAUGGUGUAUGUUGGUUUACCCCUUGAUGGUUGAUUGCUACUGUACAAAUUAUGGGUGCAACUAGUCAAUGUGUGUGAUAAAUAUCAUAUCCUUAUGUCUAUGCAUUAAAAAAGACUAAGGGUACAUGAAUAAAUAUUCUAAAGCCACAGCAAUAAAUAGCAUCAAUCACAAAUUUUUUCAACUUAUAGUCAGUCUUAACUCUAAGUAAUUAUAGUCAAAACAAUAAGUCUUUAUGAUUCUAGUCAUAAUAUAGGCAUAUUUCCUUAACUUAGUCUAGUUACUAGUCAUAAUAUGAUAUUUAUUUUGAUUUUGAGUGAUUUGUUAUAUAAAUAGUUCCUAAGAGCUAGCGCGCAAGAUCAACUUUUGUAUCUGCAACUAUUUUGUCACU